AUGCGCCGCCAAUCCCCUCCCUCCUGGACCUUCUGGUCCACCACGCUCCUCCUCACCAGUCUCACCACCCCAACCCCCACCACCGCCUUCCACACCAGCGACACCCACCCCCUCCUCCCGCGCCAACUCGAGCCCGACACCUUCGACUGGUCCACCAUCACGCCCACCCCCUCCCUCCAGUACCACCCCUGCUACAACAACACCUUCCGCUGCGCCCGCCUCCAAGUCCCCCUCGACUGGACCCGCCCGGAAACAGCCGCGGCCGGGCCCCACGCCGCCCUGGCCAUCAUCACGCUGCCAGCGACCGUGCCCGUGACGGACCCGGCCCUACGGCGGGCCCGUGCUGAUCAACGGCGGGGGGCCGGGCCGGCCCCAACGCCGAGUGGGCGCGCGUGUUUGGGCCGUGGCUGCAGGGGGUCAUUGAUACGCCCGGGGUGCGGCACCAUGAUUUGGUCGGCAUCGAUCCGCGCGGCGUGUGGCGGACCACGCCGGCCGCGGGGGGUGGCGGAGUUGUGUGAGACGGCGGCGGGAGGGGAGGACAGUGUGUUUAAUCAUAUGUCGACGGCGUCGGUGGCGAGGGAUAUGUUGGAGGUUGUGGAGCGGAGUCAUGAGCUGUUGGUGAGGGAGCGGAAUGGGACGGGGAAGGUUUGUGGCGGUGGGGACAAGCCGAAGUUGCAGUAUUGGGGGAUUUCGUACGGCUCGAUUCUGGGGAGUACGUUUGCGUCUAUGUUUCCGGAUCGGGUUGGGAGAAUGGUGGUGGAUGGGAUUGCUGAUGCGGAGGAUUUCAACUUGGGCCAACGGGCAAAGAACAUCAAUGACGCCGAGGAUGCCGUUGAUGCCCUCUACAGCACUUGCUUCAACGCUGGAGAGCUCUGCCCACUCUACCAAACCACUGAUACCAGCGCCGCCUCCAUCCGAGCCCGCGUCGACGCCCUUAUCCAGGAUCUCGAGGAAAACCCCGUUCCAGCCAUCCACAACGGCCGCGUCUACCUGGUCACCUCCCUCUUCGUGCGCGAAGAGAUCCGCCAGAGCCUGUACGCGCCCAUCCUCAAGUUCGAAUCGCUUUCCCGCUCCCUCGCCGGGGCCCUCGCAGGGAACUUCUCCCUCAUCCUCUCCAACCCGGCCGUCCUGGGCACCGACACGCGGCCGGGCGUGUGCACCGAACCGCCCUUUACCAGCCUCUCAACCGCCUUCACCAACCAAUUCGAAGCCAACCUCGGCAUCGCCUGCGGCGACUCCCAAGCGCUCGCCGGCGACCGCACCGACCCGGCCUGGGCCGCCGCCACCGUCGCCCGCGUCACCAACCAGGCGCCGCUGCUGAUCCUGUCCUCGCGCACCGACCACGUCACGCCGCUGGCGAACGCGUAUCACCUGUCGAGCCUGCACGGCGGGUCGGCAGUGGUGGUGCAGGAGUCGGUGGGCCAUGCCGCGCAGAUGUCGGCGGUCAGCGAGUGCACGCGGGAGUUGGUCCGGGCGUAUUUUAGGACGGGGGAGGUCCCGCGCAAUGGGACCGUGUGUGAGGCGGAUUGUAGGGCGCAGAUUCCGUUUAGGGGGUGUGAGGGGAUGCCGCCGGCGGUUUGA
Messenger RNA from Chaetomium globosum CBS 148.51, 1581 nucleotides. RefSeq lists its product as uncharacterized. The coding region runs from base 1 to 1581 and encodes 526 amino acids. The record is from RefSeq and is a predicted model, not a curated record. Lineage: Eukaryota; Fungi; Ascomycota; Sordariomycetes; Sordariales; Chaetomiaceae. The transcript is spliced from 4 exons.